UUUACAUGAUCUGAUAAUUCUUGUUAUCGUUACCUUACUUAACAUAGUAAAUUUUACUCAGUUUGAACUGUAUAUAUAUAAAAAAAAAUUAGUAGAUAUUUAGAGUUUUAUCAUUAGAAAUAUGGUGGGACUUAAAGUUUUUGUUUUAUUUGGGCUAUUGGCAACAACCUAUGGAUUUAAUCAAAUAAAAUCUAGAAAUACCCGCAAUGGCUUAGAUUUGGAUGGUGGUACAGAGGCUACAGAUGGACAAUUCCCUUGGGUAGUUUCACUUCAAUCAAAUUUUUUGUUUGUUAAUACACAUGUUUGUGGAGGUGUCAUCUUAAAUGAAAAUUGGGUUCUUACAUCUGCCGAAUGUGAAGGUGCUGCUAACAAAGUAGUGGCCGGUGCUGUUAAACUGCAAGGAGCCGAUCCUAAUAAACAGACUGUUGAUAUUGAAAGAUGGGUGGUUCAUCCAGACUAUAACUCACAAGUAGUUGGGCCAAACGAUAUCGCUUUAGUUAAACUAAAGCAACCAUUGAAAUUUAACGAUGCCAUUAAAGCCGCUAAUUUGCCCGAGCAAGGAGCUGCAGUUACUGGAUUAGCUGAUGUUGUUGGAUACGGCAACAGCUUCUUGCCUGAUUUCAACACUUUGAGCUACAUAUCAGACUUGCCCCUUAUAAGCUACGACGAUUGCAAUCAAGCUCUUGAAGAUUUAAUACAAGAAAAGAGUCCUUUGGACGAAAAGAGCAACAUUUGCGCAGGUGUAUUGGCAAAUGGAGCUAAUAACUGCAAUGGAGAUACCGGUAGCCCUCUUACCCAAGAUAAUUUUGUCAUUGGUAUCACUACUUGGAUAAUCACUCCUUGUCAUAGCAGGGGAGCCCCUGAUGUAUUCACCAAUGUGGCCAACUUUGUUGACUGGAUCAAUGAAAACAUUUCACAAUAGAAUGGAAUAAUUUUUUAAUGACCAAAAUAUAUAUUAAAUUUAUUA
Diabrotica virgifera virgifera (western corn rootworm) is the source of this 967-nucleotide messenger RNA. RefSeq names its product trypsin-1. The record is from RefSeq and is a predicted model, not a curated record. The transcript has 4 exons. Lineage: Eukaryota; Metazoa; Arthropoda; Insecta; Coleoptera; Chrysomelidae. Gene Ontology annotation, molecular function: serine-type endopeptidase activity. Bases 122 to 922 code for a protein of 266 amino acids. Gene Ontology annotation, biological process: proteolysis.